Hippocampus comes (tiger tail seahorse) is the source of this 6040-nucleotide messenger RNA. It is a transcript of the gene col14a1a, whose product is annotated as collagen, type XIV, alpha 1a. The transcript has 48 exons. Gene Ontology annotation, cellular component: interstitial matrix. The coding region runs from base 383 to 5995 and encodes 1870 amino acids. Lineage: Eukaryota; Metazoa; Chordata; Actinopteri; Syngnathiformes; Syngnathidae. Gene Ontology annotation, molecular function: protein binding. The record is from RefSeq and is a predicted model, not a curated record.
UCGAUUGGUGACCCCGGUAGGCUGCAACCUGCAGGAUAAGCACGAGUUCUUUUGCGCAGCUGCACUGCGUGGCUCCACUGUACAAUGGUCGUGCGUAUACGUGCGUUUAUGUGUGUGUAUGUGUGUGUGCGUGUGUGAUGAGACGUAGUGAGGGUUGGGACAGGAAGGAUUAGCCGUAGGGAGGGAUGACUGAAUAACGAGGAGCGAAACACCCACCCAUCCACUCCCCGACUCCCGACCGAGCGAGCGAGCCGUAGCCGUAGAGAAGGAAAGGUGAAGGAGACGGGGAGAAGAAUCCUUUCGGGACGCGGCUGCGGUCGUUUCGGAUUUCUCUUUUUGGAGGAGAAAAGAGGACGCUCUCAAUAUAUGACUGGAGAGGUCCAUGUCGCUGGUUGUGAGGAUGUUUUCUCAGAGCUGUCUGUGGGCUCCGCUGGUGUUACUGGCUGUCAUUUCCCAUUUUCCCAGUAAAGGACAGGAUCAAGUUCCAGCUCCGAGGAGGCUGCGUUUCAAAGUGCUGAACCCAAACAACCUGCUCGUCUCAUGGAAGGAGCCCAAAGGCGACUUUGAUAGCUACUUGUUCCUCUACAACAGUAUACCAGGUGGCCAUCAGAGGGAGAUCAUCAUAUCAAAAAGUGACAGUAAAGUAUUGAUAACGGACUAUGACCCUGUCAAGGACUACGUCGUCAAUGUAAUUUCUGUCAGUGGCAGCACUCAGAGCAGAGCACUGCUGGGCAGAUUUAAAGCAAUUGAGAGGGGCGAGGGUGAUGGAGUGGGCAAAACAGAGCCACAGCGAAUGCCUGAUUCAUUCAUUCUUCCUGAAAAUGUCAACGAGAUUUCCGGAGCAGACCAGUUUUUGUGCCACACCGAGUCCAUAGCAGACAUUGUGAUCCUGGUCGAUGGCUCUUGGAGUAUCGGUCGUCUCAACUUCCGGCUUGUUCGCAUGUUCCUGGAAAACCUGGUCAACGCCUUUGAUGUUGGCAUUAAUAAAACCAGGAUUGGUCUGGCUCAGUAUAGCGGUGAUCCCAGAAUAGAGUGGCACCUCAAUGCUUUCACGACAAAAGAAGUUGUUAUCGAUGCUGUCAAGAACCUUCCCUACAAAGGAGGAAACACCCUCACGGGGCUCGCACUGUCCUAUAUCUUGGAGAACUGUUUCAAGCCCGAGUCUGGUGCCCGUGUUGGUGUACCUAAGAUCGGGAUCCUCAUUACUGAUGGGAAGUCUCAGGAUGAUGUUAUACCGCCUGCAGAAAGCCUGCAAAAAGCUGGGGUUGAGCUGUUUGCAAUCGGUGUAAAGAAUGCUGAUGAGAACGAGCUGCGCUCCAUCGCCUCAGAGCCAGAUGACUCUCAUGUAUAUAACGUUGCCGACUUCAACGUUAUGAGCUCCAUUGUUGAAGGACUGACGAGAACAGUGUGUGAGCAAGUGGAGCAGCAAGAAAAGGAUAUUAAGGAACAACAGCCGCCAGAGAGAAUUGGAUCACCGUCAGGCUUGGUGACAUCAGAGGUCACUGCCAAGAACUUCCGAGUUACAUGGCGCCACUCCCCUGGAAAUGUAGAGAAAUACAGAGUGGUUUAUUUCCCUGUUCAUGGAGGACAACCACAGGAGGCUGUUGUCGACGGCCGUGACACCUCCGUGGUGUUGCGGCAUCUCAACUCACAGACCGAAUACCAGCUGUCUGUGUUUGCUGUGAAUGAAAACGAGGCGAGUGAACCACUAAGAGGAUAUGAAACAACCCUGGCUCUUCCCACAGUGACAGGCCUCCAGCUGUUCGACGUGACUCACAACAGCAUAAAAGCAAGAUGGGACAAUGUGAAAGGAGCAUCAGGCUACAUGGUGCUUUAUGCGCCGCUUACAGAUGAAGGAGACUUAGCUGAACAGGAGGUCAAAGUGUCAAAUGCAGUGAACCAGCUGGAGCUCGAUGGUCUGAUCCCUCACACUGAGUAUACAGUCACUGUUUAUGCUAUGUUUGGAGAAGAGGCUAGCGAACCCAUUACAAACCAGGAAACUACUUUACCACUCAGAGCGCCCAGUAACCUCCAGUUCUCUGACAUCACGCACAACUCGGCACACAUCAGCUGGGACCCCGCUGCCAGUGGAGUAACUGGUUAUCGUAUCAUGUGGGUCAAUACAGAUGGGCGGGUCACUGAGGAGGUGGAAGUUGGGCCUAUAAACUCUUACGACCUCAGUGGACUGAGAUCUUUGAUGGAAUACUCGGUGGUUCUCUUUGCUCUGUAUGAUGAAGGCCAAUCAGAGCCGCUCACUGAUGGAUUCACAACUCCCCCAGUUCCAGGUCCCCUACAUCUCCGUUCCAGUGAUGUCAGUGCAGAUGGCUUUCAGGUUAGCUGGGAUCACUCAGCGGAUGACAUCACCGUCUAUAGACUCUCCUGGGCACCACUCACAGGUGGCGACACAAAGGAGGUGGUCCUUGGUGGAAGCGAUAAUCGAUACAGUUUGACAGACCUGAGUCCUUCCACUGCGUACGAAGUUAUGGUGAUGGCAGUCUUCAAAGACCAGUCAGAGAGCGAUGCUGUGUCUGUCACAGAGACCACAUUGGCCAAGACAACAACGAUUGCCACCGCAACCUCUGCCCCCCGCCAAACGGUGAGAAACCUUCAUCUGAGUGAUGAGACCACGGAGAGUCUCAAGGCAUCAUGGGAGCUGGACGACCCCCGUGUGGAGAGGUUCAGGCUGUCCUACAUCACCAUCGGGGCCGGUCACAAAGAGGAGACGGUGUUAGUUCCUGGCCGUCAGAAAAGUAUGUUGCUGGAAUCCUUACUUCCUGACACUCAGUACAAAGUGACUGUCAUGCCAGUGUACACCGAUGGGGACGAUGGCGUCAGUGUGUCCGCACAGGGGACGACAUUGCCUCUCUUGUCUCCUGAAAACCUUCGUGCAUCAGAAGAGUGGUACAACCGCUUCAGGGUCACCUGGGAUCCUCCACAGUCUACGACUGUGGGUUACAAGAUCCUUUACCAGCCAGUCCAUGUACCAGGGAGAAUUUUGGAGAUGACCGUGAGUGAUGACGUUAACUCGGUUCUCCUCCAGAAUUUGCAGAGCGGCACAGCGUACAGCGUACAAGUGACCGCCUCCUACCCUUCAGGACAAAGUGAACCAUUGCUAGUGAACGCUAAGACAUUGGUCCUGGGUGUCUCCAACUUGACAGUCUACCAGGUUCGGCACAACAGCAUGUGCGUGCAAUGGCAGCCUCAUCUGCACGCCGACUAUUACAGAAUCUCCAUCCAGUCCACACUCAACAGUCAGCGACAGGAAGUGAGUCUAGGAGGCGGGGUUUCUCGACAUUGCUUCUACGACCUUUUUCCAAGCAGCCAAUAUGAGAUCAGCAUUCACGCGCAGAUGCAGGGAAUGGAAGGACCUCCCAUCUCCGUCACUGACAUGACACUGCCAGCGCCAACUCCGGCUCCGACUGAACCCCCUUCUACGGAGCCCCCUCCUACCAUCCCACCUGCCAAAGAAGUAUGCAAGGAGGCCAAGGCGGACCUGGCAUUCCUGGUCGAUGGCUCCUGGUCAAUUGGAGAUGACAACUUCAUGAAGAUCACAAAUUUCUUGUAUAAUGCCAUUGGAUCACUGGAUCAAAUUGGCCCAGAUGGCACCCAGGUGGCCAUUUGUCAGUUCAGUGACGAUGCUCGGACCGAGGUCCAGUUGAGUUCCCAUGCUAACAAAGAAGCAUUGCUGGAAACGAUUCAGAGGAUCAAAUACAAGGGAGGCAAUACAAAGACAGGUCGAGCCAUUAAGCAUGUGAAGGAGUCCAUUUUCACCUCUGAUGCGGGAGCCAGGAGGGGGGUACCCAAAGUCCUGGUUGUCCUCACUGAUGGCCGUUCACAGGAUGAUGUCAAUAAAGUAUCCAAGGAGAUGCAGAUGGACGGAUACAUCAUUUUUGCCAUUGGCUUUGCGGAUGCAGAUUAUGGGGAACUAGUCAACAUUGCCAGUAAGCCUAGUGACAGACAUGUCUUCUUCGUGGAUGAUUUGGAUUCUGUGAAGAAAAUCGAAGAGCAGCUCAUUACUUUUGUCUGCGAGGCAGCCACUGCCACUUGUCCGUCUAUUCUGAUGAGUGGAAACAGCAUGGCAGGUUUUCGAAUGAUGGAGAAGUUUGGUUUGGUGGAGAAGGAAUACAGCACCAUAUCUGGAGUGUCUCUGGAACCAGGAUCAUUCAACAGCUUCCCAUGUUAUAGGCUACACCGCGACGCUCUGGUGUCACAGCCCACCAAGUACCUUCAUCCUGAAGGUUUACCAUCUGACUACACCAUCUCUAUGAUGAUCCGCCUGCUCCCCGAGACUCCACAUGAGCCCUUUGCAUUGUGGGAAAUCCUCGAUAAGGACACCAAGCCAUUGGUUGGACUCAUCUUGGACAACUCAAGGAAGAGUUUGACAUUCUUCACCUACGACUACAAAGGAGACUUUCAGAGUGUCACCUUUGAAGGAACUCAAAUAAAAAAAUUCUUCCAUGGAAGUUUUCACAAGCUCCAUGUAACCAUCAGCAAGACGGCAGUGAAGGUGGUGUUGGACUGCGCCGUUGUGGGAGAAAAAGCCAUCACUGCAGCCGGGAACAUCACCACGGAUGGCGUGGAGGUCCUGGGUCGAAUGGUGCAGUCUCGAGGCAGAGGAGACAACUCUGCUUCGUUUCAGCUCCAGAUGUUUGAUAUCAUCUGCAGUACGUCGUGGGCAAGCAGGGAUAAGUGUUGUGAACUGCCAGCUUUGCGAGUUGAAGAGGAGUGCCCCUCAAUGCCCCAUGCCUGCACCUGCUCUCAAGAUAGCAAGGGACCCCCAGGACCUACCGGACCUCCUGGUGGUCCAGGGAUACGAGGAACACGAGGAGACAGGGGGGAACCUGGAGUGACGGGUCUUCAAGGGCCUGUAGGAGAAGCUGGCUCUGCUGGAUUACCGGGACCACCAGGUCCUCAGGGACCCAGUGGCCUCUCUAUUCAAGGGCCUCAAGGGGCUGCUGGGGAGAAGGGAGAGACGGGAGAGAUUGGCCCAGCCGGCCCAAUGGGUGUUCCUGGAAACCAGGGUUCCCCGGGUAGGGAUGGUCCCCCUGGAGCCAGGGGCCUACCAGGUAAUAAUGGACCUCAGGGUCGACAGGGGCCGCCGGGCCCUCUUGGAGCCCCAGGUGCACCUGGAGCUCCAGGACCGAUUGGAUCAGCAGGUCCUCAAGGGGGGCAAGGACCUUCUGGUCCUGCUGGUAUCAAAGGAGAUAAAGGAGAAAGAGGUGACGUGCCGUCCCAAGCAGCAGUGCGUACUAUCGCAAGACAAGUGUGUGAACAACUCAUCCAGAGCCACAUGUCGCGCUACAACUCUAUCCUGAACCAGAUCCCAGUUCAGUCAACUGCGUCAGUACGUACAGUGCCUGGACCGCCUGGUGAGCCUGGCAGAAGAGGCCCCCCAGGACCUCAGGGAGAGCAAGGACCAUCCGGCAGGCCCGGUUUCCCCGGUUCUAACGGGCAGAGUGGACGGCCAGGAGAGCGAGGUCUUGCAGGGGAGAAGGGGGAGAGGGGGAGUCCAGGUGUUGGGUCUCAAGGACCUAGGGGACCUCCAGGCCCACCAGGCUUACCAGGUGAGGGGCGCACAGGUAGUCAGGGGCCCCUCGGUCGGCCUGGGAACCCGGGGGCACCAGGGAGGCCGGGCAAUCCAGGUUCUUCCGGACCAGCUGGACCACCGGGUUACUGUGACCAAAACUCUUGUUUGGGGUACAAUGUUGGAGUCCAAACAUUGCCUCAUGGUGGCUACCAACCCUACAACCAACCCUACAACCCUUCUGCAGUAGCUUACAACAACGACCAAGAAGCCCGAAGUGACGAGGAAGGAGAGGAAGAGGAGGGUGAAAUGGAUCCUUAUUAUCAUAGUUAUCCCUAUCGCUACGGUUACCCUUCUGACCUCUCGGAAGAUGUGGAGCUGCGGUCACCUGGCGUGGUCAGGAGGUUGACCCGCGACGUCUUCGUCAUAGAGGAGAAUGACAAGGAGGACGCACUCAUCCCAAGCGCUUGAAUUCUAAACACACACACACACACACACACACACACACACACACAC